Molecule: messenger RNA, 576 nt
Organism: Parnassius apollo (apollo)
Lineage: Eukaryota; Metazoa; Arthropoda; Insecta; Lepidoptera; Papilionidae
Source: the annotation of a GenBank genome assembly
AUGCUGCGACCACCAAUAUUACAUCAUGUGCGAAGGGCCCAUUCGGCCACGUGGAAGAAAAACCCUAAUCUGGACAAAAUAAUACGCGUGGACCACGCUGGCGAACUGGGUGCAGAUCGUAUAUACGCGGGACAGAUGGCUGUUUUGGGUAAUACGGCCGAGGGACCACUGAUACAGCACAUGUGGGACCAAGAGAAGAAGCACCGGCAGAAGUUCGAGGAACUCAUCUGCAAGUACCGCGUGAGGCCUACAGUGAUGACGCCUCUGUGGAAUGUCGCCGGAUUUGCCUUAGGCGCUGGCACUGCACUUUUGGGCAAGGAAGCCGCGAUGGCCUGCACUGUCGCGGUCGAGACCGUCAUAGUGGACCACUAUAACGACCAGCUCCGCACCCUGAUGGAGGACCCGAACGUCGACAAAGAGAUCCUGGAGACCAUCACGAAGUUCCGUGACGAGGAGCAGGAGCACCACGACACGGGAAUCGACCACGGCGCAGAACAGGCACCAUUUUAUAAAGCGCUCACUGAAGUUAUUAAAACUGGUUGCAAAGUCGCCAUAGCGAUAUCAAAGACUAUAUAG